Messenger RNA from Paramecium primaurelia, 1320 nucleotides. Lineage: Eukaryota; Ciliophora; Oligohymenophorea; Peniculida; Parameciidae. The record is from the annotation of a GenBank genome assembly.
AUGGUAUUUUACCCUUUAACAUAACAAUAAAAUUUGCUUUAAUUAAAAUAAACAAAUCCAUAAAAGUUCAUUCAUUACCUAAAGAUGAUAUUAAAGGUUUAAAAUUUAUUAAUUUUAGGAGUUUGAAGGUGAACGAUUGUUUUGGUAUAAAUUUCUGAAGACCAAAUUCUUAAUUAUUAUUAGUAAUAAUAAUACAGAAAUCAAGUAUGUUACUGAGGAUGGAUAAAUAUUGAGAAUGUAAUAUAAAUCAUUUAAAUUUAGUGAUUACAAUAAAGAUCCAUAAGAGACUCCACAAAUCCUAAAUAAUUUAGAAUAAAUCAAAUAUCUUUAAUGGGUUGGAGAGUAUGGAAAGAAUCUUAAAAAAGUUGGAGAUUGGAUAGCCAUUUGGAAAGGUCAAAAAUUAAAGAAUGUAGGGGGUAAGUACUCAGAAGAAGGAAAAAAAAUAGGGUUUUGGGUAGAAUUAACAAGUAAUUAUAUGGAGUAAGAUUUAAUUUUAAUAAUAAUAAUUUAUAGAUAAUCAUUAGUAUAUGAAGCUGGAGAGUAUGUUGAUGAUUAAAGGAGAGGAAAAUGGAAAUAUUUAUUUCAGGAUUAUGAAAUGUAUUAAUUUUUUACAUUUUCUUGUGUAGAGGUGGUGGAAAUUAUAAUAAAAAAGGAAUAAAAAACGAAAAUUGGAUUGAGUUAAGUAAAUCUUUUUAAAGGUAAAUCUGAUAAAUAUAAAAAUAAAUAAGUGAUAAAUAAGUCACUUAUAAUGGAAAAUAUAGAAAUGGUAAAAAAAUUGGUAUGUGGGUUGAAUGUUUGAGGUAGAAUGGGUAUUAAUCCUUUUAAGUGAUGUAUGGAUUAAAAAUAAUUAUUAUUUAGUGGAGGAGGGUAUUAUGAUAACGAGGGUAAAGAGCUAAAAAUUGGUAGUUGGGUAGAAUUAAUUGAUUUUAGAAGGUAAAUGAAUGAUUAUAAAUUAAUGCAUUAAAAAAAGCAAGUCACAUUUAAUGGAUAAUAUAAUAAUGGUUAUAAAAUAGGUAGAUGGAAUAUAUUGAGUAGUGAUUAUUCUAAUGGUUAAAGUAAAAAAAUGUAAUAUAUAUUAUCUAUUCUAAUUUUAGCGGUGGUGGAUGUUAUGAUGAAAGAGGAUUGAAAAAUGGAAAAUGGGUUGAAUUUGAUGAUCAUUCUGCUAGGUAUAAAAUCAUUAACCACUAUUUAAAAAGUGAAAGUAAUAUCACUUAUUGUGGUGAAUAUAAAAAUGGAUAAAAAGUUGGAUUAUGGAAUUUAUAUUGGAAUGAUGAUAUUUAUACUUAUUAAUUAAGUGGAGGUGGAUGUUAUGAAAUAAAG